Messenger RNA from Oncorhynchus gorbuscha (pink salmon), 1530 nucleotides. RefSeq lists its product as uncharacterized. The transcript is spliced from 6 exons. The record is from RefSeq and is a predicted model, not a curated record. Lineage: Eukaryota; Metazoa; Chordata; Actinopteri; Salmoniformes; Salmonidae. Gene Ontology annotation, biological process: response to bacterium. The coding region runs from base 18 to 1097 and encodes 359 amino acids.
GAAAGGACAUUGAAAUUAUGAUUAUAUAUUGGACAAUCUUUUUGUUUUACGCCAAUUUAGGUUGUGCACUUAACAAGGAUGUAAUCCAACCAGACCCUGUGAUAGUUACACAACUGGGACAAAAUGUAUCUCUCACUUGCUUUUUUCAAAUUGAUUUGAUGAUCAGAGUCUCUUGGUUCAAGCAAUCUGUUGGACAGAAGCCUCUUCUCAUGGCAUCAUCAUAUUAUCUCUCUAAAUAUAGUUUUACCAAGGACUAUAAUGAGACUAAACGUUUAAGUGUGAAGAGAGGAAUUGACAGCUUUAACCUGACCAUCUCAAAGACAGAGUCAGGGGACUCAGCUAUAUACUACUGUGGUGCUAUGGAAGUGGGCCAAGUCACAUUUGGAGAAGGAACAUUUUUAAUUGUCAAAGAUUCAGGGUCCAACAGCAUGUCUGUGCUCCAGCAGCCUUUGUCUGAGUCAGUUCAGCCAGGAGACUCUGUGACUCUGAACUGUACAAUACACACUGAGACCUGUGCAGGAGAACACAGUGUCUAUUGGUUUAGGCAAGGCUCAGGAGAAUCCCGUCCAGGAAUCAUUUAUACCCUUAGAGACAAGAGUGAUUGGUGUGAGAAAAGUCCAGAGGCUUGUCCUCCUACACAGAGCUGUGUCUACAACCUCCCCAAGAGGAACCUCAGCCUCUCUGAUGCUGGGACUUACUACUGUGCUGUGGCCUCCUGUGGGGAGAUACUGUUUGGGAACGGGACCAAGCUGGAUGUUGAAGUUUCAGACCUGUUGGGUGAUAAGAGUAAUCUUAUUUUCUUCGUAUUUAUAUCUGGCCUGACAACUGCUGUGAUUCUGAGUGUGGUUGUCAACAUUAUCCUCUGUGUGAUAAUGAAGAGGUCACAAUGUGAACACUGUGCAGCGGGGACCCCUUUUCAGCAAAGCCACUAUGGGAAUCCUCAUGCCAACACCUCAGACCAACAGCUCCACGGUGACGAUGAUGGCCUGAACUAUGCUGGCCUAAAGUUCACUGACAAGAAGCCCAGGAGACAGUGGAGAGAACAGAGAGAGGAAGAAACCAUCUACUCUGGUGUGAGUCAUCAAGUCAGGAUGUGACAGUCCUCCAAUCAGCAUCAUUUUAAGUUGAGCCCUACUGACCUCCACUUUGAGCUAGACUGUGUCUGUGUGACUUGGCUGUUUUGAGCAUUCCUCAUUUGCUGUCAAAUGUAAUAGUCGGGUCUAGCUGAAGAGACUGCCACUGCAUUGUAAAAUUCUCCUAAUAACGACAUAGAAUCCCUCAGAUGCAGAGCAUAAGUGUCCGGCAAGUGUGAAAGAUGAUUCUAGGAUGGUUUCAGAAGUCUCAAAUCCUCACCAAUAGUGGCUGAGGUUGACUGACUGGAUCCAUUUGUUUUUUUGUAGAAGUGUACAACAAAAUGUUUAGAAUGAUUUACAAAUGUCUGAACUCUUCCUUUGAUGAUAUUAGUUGUAACAUGGAACUCUGUAACCUGCCUAUAUGUGUGUGUGACAGUUCAAUAAACACUUUAUUUUG